AUGCAGCUAUCUAAGACCCUUGCCCUCGUCUCCUUCUUCGCUGCUCUUGCUGCCGGAGCUCCCAUAGCUGAUGCCCCAAUUGCAGCUCGCGCGGACGCGGAUUCGGCCACUCGCUAUAUUGCUGAUAAGCGAGCAGACGCGGAUUCGGCUACACGUUAUAUCGCUGACAAGAGAACGGACGCAGACUCAGCGACUCGCUACAUUGCUGAUAAGAGGGCAGACGCGGAUUCAGCCACCCGCUAUAUCGCCGACAAGCGAGCAGAUGCUGAUUCCGCUACUCGUUACAUCGCUGACAAGAGAGCAGACGCGGAUUCUGCUACUCGCUACAUCGCCGACAAGCGAGCAGACGCGGAUUCUGCUACUCGCUACAUCGCCGACAAGCGAGCAGACGCGGAUUCUGCUACUCGCUACAUCGCCGACAAGCGAACAGAUGCUGAUUCCGCUACGCGUUACAUCGCCGACAAGAGAGCAGACGCGGAUUCUGCUACUCGCUAUAUUGCCGACAAGCGAGCAGAUGCUGAUUCCGCAACACGCUAUAUCGCCGACAAGCGCUCUGAAGCUCAUUCGGAUGACCACUAG
Messenger RNA from Aspergillus tanneri, 579 nucleotides. RefSeq lists its product as uncharacterized. The record is from RefSeq and is a predicted model, not a curated record. NCBI's taxonomy places the organism in Eukaryota, Fungi, Ascomycota, Eurotiomycetes, Eurotiales, Aspergillaceae. The coding region runs from base 1 to 579 and encodes 192 amino acids. The transcript is spliced from 2 exons.